GACGCUCUGGCACGCUUGCGCGGCGAAUAGAACGUGUGGCGGCGGCCGAGAUCGCGUCUCCUUUUUCGAUCCUAGUCCCGCUGCUGCUUCUGUGAGCACCCGGCGCGUCCGUCCGGUCUGUCGUCCGCAGCUCGUCGCCCGCCCGCUCCUUGCCGCGGCGGCCCCUCACCAACACCGACACCCACAUUGACACCUCCAAGCCGGCCCUCCGCCUUACUCGCUGUCUUUCCAUCUCCACACAUGGCCUCCUCCGCGCAGAGCGGCGGCUCCUCCGGGGGACCCGCGGUCCCCACCGUGCAGCGGGGCAUUGUCAAGAUGGUCCUGUCAGGAUGUGCCAUCAUUGUACGAGGGCAGCCUCGUGGUGGGCCUCCUCCAGAGAGACAGAUCAACCUUAGCAACAUACGAGCUGGAAACCUUGCUCGCCGGGCAGCUGCAACACAGCCAGAUGCAAAAGAUACGCCUGAUGAGCCCUGGGCAUUUCCUGCUCGAGAGUUCCUUCGGAAGAAGCUGAUUGGGAAGGAAGUCUGUUUCACGAUAGAAAACAAGACUCCCCAGGGACGAGAGUAUGGCAUGAUCUACCUUGGAAAAGAUACCAGUGGGGAAAACAUUGCAGAGUCUCUGGUUGCAGAGGGCUUGGCCACCCGGAGAGAAGGCAUCAGAGCUAAUAAUCCUGAACAGAAUCGGCUUUCGGAGUGUGAGGAACAAGCAAAGGCAGCUAAGAAAGGGAUGUGGAGUGAUGGGAACAGUUCACACACUAUCCGGGACCUCAAGUAUACCAUUGAGAACCCUAGGCACUUUGUGGACUCGCACCACCAGAAGCCUGUCAAUGCCAUCAUCGAGCACGUGCGGGACGGCAGUGUGGUUAGAGCCCUGCUCCUCCCAGAUUACUACCUGGUCACCGUCAUGCUGUCAGGGAUCAAGUGCCCAACUUUUCGACGGGAAGCAGAUGGCAGUGAAACACCGGAGCCUUUUGCUGCAGAAGCCAAAUUUUUCACAGAAUCUCGACUGCUCCAGAGAGAUGUUCAGAUCAUCCUGGAGAGCUGCCAUAACCAGAACAUUCUGGGUACCAUCCUUCAUCCAAAUGGCAACAUUACAGAGCUCCUCCUGAAGGAAGGUUUUGCACGCUGUGUGGAUUGGUCGAUUGCGGUGUACACUCGGGGUGCGGAAAAGCUGAGGGCAGCUGAGAGGUUUGCCAAGGAACGCAGGCUGAGAAUAUGGAGAGACUAUGUGGCUCCCACUGCUAACUUGGACCAAAAGGACAAGCAAUUUGUUGCCAAGGUGAUGCAGGUGCUGAAUGCUGAUGCCAUUGUUGUGAAGCUGAACUCUGGUGACUACAAGACCAUCCACCUGUCCAGCAUCCGACCCCCGAGGCUGGAGGGGGAGAACACACAGGAUAAGAACAAGAAACUACGUCCCCUGUAUGACAUUCCCUACAUGUUUGAAGCCCGGGAAUUUCUUCGAAAGAAGCUAAUUGGGAAAAAGGUCAAUGUGACUGUGGACUACAUUCGGCCGGCCAGCCCAGCCACGGAGACGGUGCCUGCCUUUUCAGAGCGUACCUGUGCCACUGUCACCAUCGGAGGAAUAAACAUUGCUGAGGCCCUUGUCAGCAAAGGUCUAGCCACGGUGAUCAGAUACCGGCAGGAUGACGAUCAGAGAUCCUCACACUAUGAUGAGCUGCUUGCUGCAGAGGCCAGAGCUAUUAAGAAUGGCAAAGGAUUGCAUAGCAAGAAGGAAGUGCCUAUCCACCGUGUCGCAGACAUAUCUGGGGAUACCCAAAAAGCAAAGCAGUUCCUGCCCUUUCUCCAGCGGGCCGGUCGUUCAGAAGCUGUGGUGGAAUAUGUCUUCAGUGGUUCUCGUCUCAAGCUGUAUUUGCCAAAGGAAACUUGCCUUAUCACCUUCCUGCUCGCAGGCAUUGAAUGCCCCAGAGGAGCCCGAAACCUCUCAGGCUUGGUGCAGGAGGGAGAGCCGUUCAGUGAGGAAGCAACACUUUUCACCAAGGAACUGGUGCUGCAACGAGAGGUGGAGGUGGAAGUAGAGAGCAUGGACAAGGCCGGCAACUUCAUCGGCUGGCUGCACAUCGAUGGUGCCAACCUGUCCGUCUUGCUGGUGGAGCACGCCCUCUCCAAGGUCCACUUCACUGCGGAGCGCAGCUCCUACUACAAAUCCCUGCUGUCUGCUGAGGAGGCCGCCAAACAGAAGAAGGAGAAGGUCUGGGCCCACUAUGAGGAGCAGCCCGUGGAGGAUAUGACGCCCAUGCUGGAGGAGAAGGAGCGCUCAGCCACCUAUAAGCCAGUGUUUGUGACUGAGAUCACCGAUGACCUGCACUUCUACGUGCAGGAUGUGGAGACAGGCACCCAGCUGGAGAAGCUGAUGGAGAACAUGCGAAAUGACAUCGCCAGUCAACCUCCUGUCGAGGGCUCCUACGUUCCCCGCCGGGGAGAGUUCUGCAUUGCCAAGUUUGUAGAUGGAGAAUGGUACCGGGCCCGAGUAGAGAAGGUCGAGUCUCCUGCCAAAGUACACGUCUUCUACAUUGACUACGGCAACAGAGAGAUCCUGCCGUCCACCCGCCUGGGUACCCUGCCGCCUGCCUUCAGCACCCGUGUGCUGCCAGCUCAAGCCACAGAGUAUGCCUUCGCCUUCAUCCAGGUGCCCCAAGAUGAGGAUGCUCGGACGGACGCCGUGGACAGCGUGGUGCGGGAUAUCCAGAACACCCAGUGCCUGCUCAACGUGGAGCACCUGAGCGCCGGCUGCCCCCACGUCACCCUGCAGUUUGCAGAUUCCAAAGGGGAUGUGGGGCUGGGCUUGGUGAAGGAGGGAUUGGUCAUGGUGGAGGUGCGCAAGGAGAAGCAGUUCCAGAAAGUGAUCACAGAAUACCUGAAUGCCCAGGAGUCGGCCAAGAGCGCCAGGUUGAACCUGUGGCGCUACGGAGACUUCCGAGCUGAUGACGCAGAUGAGUUUGGCUACAGCCGCUAAGGAGGGAACGGGUCCGGCCCCCAGCACCCCUCACGCCAGUACCUCUUCCUCUGCGAGGAGGGUGUUUCAGCUCCAGACCCCAGAUUGGGGGCGUAGAUUGGGUCCAGCUUUGCUUCAGUGUUUGGAAAUUUCUUAAUAGGGCACCAUCUGGGCUGGGGGUGGGGUGCAGGGAGCCUGCGGCUUUCAAGGACAGGCAUUUGUUUCUGAGAUGGGUGCUUCGGUCGGGCACACAGGGCACAGGAUUUAAGGAGGCACUCAGAGGGUGCAGUCUCUCCCAGUUGAUUUUCUGUUUGUAUUUGGAUGGGGAUUUCUGGUUUUUUUAAAAAUUAUUCUCAAAUCAGGAAGAAACAUGAAAGACUUUGUCCUAAAGGAGGGUGUGAUGCUGGCUCCCGCGGCCAGCUGGCACCCCACUUCUAUCCCAGACUGCCCUUCUUCCCAGAUCUCUCUCCAGCUGUUGAUUGUGAUUUCUCUGAUGCAUCCAUUCUCAAAUGCCACUGUGUUCACAUCCACCCCUUCGCCAGCUCUCCCCUUUUCUGUAUUUAAAGCUUUUGAGGCACAAUAAAAUAGUACAUGCUGUCUGUAGCCCUUGUUGGUCAUGGUGGAGCCCAGAAACUGGGAUCUCAGCAGCCCCAGCCAGAGUGACUCCUGGGGUCUCCAUCCACAUGCUUGGCGAGACCUGCAGAAACAGCCGUGACUGUGUCCAGCUCCUCAUGGGGCCCAAGAAGUCAGCAGGAGUGUAGAUCAUGAAUCUCCAUCUGUCCUCUUUCCUGGAGAAGCCGCUCUUCCCCACAGCAGGCAAGCCCACUGUCGCCAUGGUCUCUCACUUUAUUCUUACCCAUCGUGGAAGCUGGUCAUAGAGAAGAGAAUGCCCAUCAGUGGGAGCUGGGCAGCUUCUGAGCUCUGCACAGCUCUGAGAGUAUGGUGGGCAUCACCUUGACACCCUGGCCUCCACGCAGAAGACUGCUGAUCUUCUCUUUUGACUCCUCAUCAUUCUGGACCCACUGCAUGUGGCUGCUCUGAAGGACUGUAGAGACUGGAGCAGCUCGGCAAGCAGUGCCCAGACCACAUGCACAGGAAAGGCCAGGCCAGGCCAGUACCGCCAGGUGCGGGUGGGAAGUUGCGAGCCCUGUCAGAGCCCCAGCAGCGGGCCAAAGGGCGUCGUUGAGGGGAAUGAGGUGGUUUCCCUCUUCCUGGUAGCAGGAGGAACGCUGGCUCCAGGCAGGGUGGCGUGGCACAGUUGAGAUCGAGGGCGCCGGCCCCUGCUCAGCUGGGGAGUGGAGCUGGAGGGCAGCGCUCCAAGAGGGGUCAGCACUGCUCGUUGAGGAGCGCUUGUCUCCAGAUUAUUUGCUCUUGCUCCGUUUGACUUCACACAGGGUCCCCCAGUCCUCAAGGUAGAACUUGCCAUGGAGUUCAGAAACCCUAGGCUGCUGUUUGCCCUGAGGGAGGAGCGAGGUCCCAGGGCGGCCCCUGUGGUGUGUAGCGAGGAGCCCAUUGUGCUGCUCAGGGAGGGCCAGGGAGAGAAUGUAGGUGUGUUGAUGGGAGGUCACCACUCUACCGUCCACUGUGUCCAGGAGAUUGGCCUGUGUUCUGGUGGAACGGGCGCCUCUUCCUGGCAGCCCUACUUGCCACCCCGCAUUUUGAUCUGCGGUGAGGCUCCAGCUGCCACGGGGGAUUGGUCCCUCGCCCUGGGGCAAGUCAGUGGAAGCUGUGGGGCCUGGCUAGCCGCCUCUCAUUUUUAACCCAGAGGUCCUAAGCCUCUGAAAUUCCUGCCUCCUGGUGGCUCUUCCCCCACAUCGACUUGUUCAGUCCCAGGUUUCACCUGGAUUUCUCCCCAAUACUCCUGUUUGUAGGCCAAAAAAAAAAGUGUGCUUCCAGUACUUGGGGUGCACUCUGGUUAAAGGGAACAGUGAGAGGUGCGGGGGGCGGUCAGCACAGCUCCAGAGACCACUGCACUCCCCUCCUCCGAAGACUCAGUUUCUGUCUACAGCCCCUCUGGGUGGGUAGGACGCGUUCUUUAGCUCCUCGUACCAGCUCGUCACGGGGCACCAGAAGUCAGCAAGCAGGAGAGGGAUGAUGAAUUGUGUGAAUCUCCAUCCAUCCCUACUCCUAGAGAACGUGCCCUAUCCCCCACCCUCCUCCCCAGCAGGCAAGCCCACUCUCACCGUGGUCUUGUUUUAUUCCAUCACGAGGAGGAGAAUGCCUGUCUCACCCAUUUCUCUACUUUCUGGUAGGGCCUCAUGGCGUGUAUUCACUUGAGCACAAUUGGCAGGGGGGCAACAUGCCAGCCCACUCUUUUGUGAAAGGUCUGGAGUCAAUUCGUCUUAACUGUUGCCUUGGUUACAUCUGUGCCAAAAUAAACCCUCUGUGGUUCUCCAAAUGAAA
Pteronotus mesoamericanus is the source of this 5355-nucleotide messenger RNA. It is a transcript of the gene SND1, whose product is annotated as staphylococcal nuclease and tudor domain containing 1. The transcript is spliced from 24 exons. Gene Ontology annotation, molecular function: nuclease activity; RNA binding. Gene Ontology annotation, cellular component: cytosol; nucleus; RISC complex. Gene Ontology annotation, biological process: regulatory ncRNA-mediated gene silencing; mRNA catabolic process. Lineage: Eukaryota; Metazoa; Chordata; Mammalia; Chiroptera; Mormoopidae. The record is from RefSeq and is a predicted model, not a curated record. The coding region runs from base 241 to 2973 and encodes 910 amino acids.